UGGCAGCCAUGCAACGCGCUCAUGUAUUCUUUCCACAGGCAGACAUCCAAUACACGCCUCCCCCCGUGUGGAGAGUAAGGUCACAAUGCGGCUCAUGUCUCCCUUUGUCUGUGUGAAUGGCACAUCCGUACUACGUGUGACGGCAGGAAGCCACUGCAGAGCCCACUCCUCCAUUCACUCACGGCUCGUCCUCUCCCCCGCUCUUAUGAAUGAGAGCCGCUUGUCUAGUGACGUCACGCCUCAUUAACCGCCGCCUCCUCUGCGCCUUCAUUCAGUAAAACGAGGGAAGAUGGGCGCGUCCACGUUGUAGUGAGAGGAGGGGCGACCAGCACAACAGCUACCUAAUGAAACAGGGCUAGGGACAAAGAGGCGGCCUUGGAGACAAAGGAUAAGCUCUUUCUGUUGUUUAUCCACAAUGACCACACAGAGCAGCCAUAGAGCCGUCACAACUGCGGGGCGGGGAGAAGGACAACGUGCAGCCGAGCCGUCUCAUUCGUCCGCGGUGCAGACAGCACGUCAGGGAUAUUGCUCCGUACCCCGGCGCAGGCUUGUGCGGCUGACUGAGGGCUCCAGUAUUAUGCUGAUCAUGGAGGAGCUGAGGGAGAUGGACUGCAGCGUACUAAAGAGGCUGCUGAAGAGGGAAGCCGUGCAUCACCGGACCGCCAAGCUCCAUGCCAGUAGUGGCUCUGCCGCCGCUGUGGCGGGCACCUGCCUGCUCCUGGACUGCAGACCCUUCCUGGCACACAGCGCAGGCUUCAUCCAGGGCUCGGUGAACGUGCGCUGUAAUACCAUUGUGCGGCGCAGAGCUAAGGGCUCGGUGAGCCUCGAACAGAUGCUCCCAGCGGGCAGUAAGGACGAGGAAGAGGUGCUGAGUAGGCUGCGGUCGGGGCUCUACUCUGCGAUCAUCGUGUACGACGAGCGGAGCCCCCGAGCCGAGUCCCUGCGGGAGGACAGCACUGUGUCCCUGGUGGUGCAGGCUCUGCGCAAGGACAAUGACAGUGCUGACAUCUGCCUGCUGAAAGGAGGCUAUGAGAGAUUUUAUUCAGAGUACCCAGAAUUCUGUGCAAAAUCAAAAUCUGUAAAUGGUAUUACGCUACCUGCCACUACUAGCAUUGAGUCUGCUGAAACGAGCUUCAGUUCAUGUACAACGCCACUGCAUGAUCAGGGUGGUCCAGUGGAGAUCUUGCCCUUCCUUUACCUUGGCAGUGCCUAUCAUGCUGCUCGAAGGGACAUGUUGGAUGCCUUAGGUAUCACAGCCUUAUUGAACGUAUCUUCGGAUUGCCCAAACCAUUUUGAAGGCCACUUUCAGUAUAAAUGUAUACCGGUAGAAGAUAACCAUAAGGCAGAUAUUAGCUCUUGGUUCAUGGAAGCAAUAGAGUAUAUUGAUUCAGUCAAGGAAAACCAUGGACGAGUGCUUGUACAUUGCCAUGCUGGCAUCUCUCGCUCUGCUACCAUUUGCUUGGCCUACUUAAUGAUGAAAAAAAGGGUAAAAUUAGAAGAAGCCUUUGAGUUUGUGAAGCAGCGCAGGAGCAUAAUCUCUCCUAACUUUAGCUUCAUGGGACAGCUGUUGCAAUUUGAAUCUCAGGUCUUGACCACUACUUGCGCUACAGAGGCUGCUAGCCCUUCAGCUACUCUUUUAGAACGAAGUAAAAAUUCCUCUUCACCUACAUCUCCUUUUGUCUUCAGCUUUCCAGUAUCAGUAGCAGCUACCAGCAGCCUUCCUUAUCUUCAUAGUCCCAUCACAACAUCACCCAGUUGCUAAGUGUGGAAAUGAAGCAAGUGACUUUACUCAAUUUUGGCUAUUUUAUGCCAAAAGAUCUUUUAUAUAGAAAAGUGGAAAGUGGACUUUCCAUAAAGGAAGUUGUAAAUUCUGAAAUAAUCAAAAGGGUAAAACCCAAGAAGCAAUAAUAAUUUAACAGUUUUCCAUCUCCAAAGCCAUUUGAGCUGUAGUGUUUUGCUUUUAUUUGAAGAUUUUACUUGGUUUUCCUUCUCUUUUUUUUGCUUUUAUAAAUAUUUAUAUAAAUAUAUAUUAACAUUGAUAUUUCAUGUUCAACUUUGUAUUUAUUAAUUUUUUAUUACAAAGUGGCUUCAGGGCAGCUUUUCGUUUUAAACAAAACAAAGUUUGGGAAAUGUAUAAUUUCCCAAAGUGCCUAUUUUUUAUUUACAUUUUUGUUUCCCUCCAACGUCAAUCUGCAAUUUUAUUCUUUUUGUAUUUAAACCCUCUGUCCUCCAAGGUAUCAAAAUGCAAUAAGAGAAAGAGCAACAUUUCCUGAACAAUAUUUCUAUGUAAUCUAAUAAAGAGCACAAGAAAAGGUUACAUUGAACUUUUGGCAUUAACCUUUGUAGCUGGACACAAGAUGGCAGCAAUUCAAUGUUGUGUAGAAUGGCGUUAUUUGGGCACCAUUAUAAUAUUUGUUACCUAUGAAGAUAAAUGGAUUUUUGAUGUUCCCAGUAUGGGAACCCAGAUCUAACCCAGAUACCCAGGGUUUGUGUUGGGCUUGAAAUAUGGCACUGGAUUUUAUUAUUCUAAAGAAAUAAGCUUGCAGUAUACUGGUUUAAAAAAAUGUAUUUCAACUUUUAUCCAGCUGUAAAACAUUGAGUGUUAGAUAUGAGGACUCCUACUAUACAAAGUUAUGUAUGUGUCACAGUGCAUUUGUUUUCUGUUUUAAACAUUCUUAGUUACGGUAAGGUAGGAGAGCUCUCAGUAUUCAGAGGGUCCUAAUGAUACAUUUUCUAAGGGCAAGCAAAGUGAUCCUGUACAAUAAUGUGCAAAUAGGGUCUGUCAGAUACAGUAUUCCCAUGUGUCAGAUUUUGCUAUCUGACCUGUAACUCUUCGCCUCAUGUAUUAAGUGUCACACUUAAACCCAUUUCAUUCAUUAAAAGCAUUGACAAAUAGGCAUAAUAAGUUGCAUUUAAAUGCUUUAAUAUAAUCCAUAACUAUUUAAAUUUAUACCCACCCCAAACCUGCAGUACCCACUCACCUCUCUUUUUUUUUUUUUUUUUUUUUUUAUAUACCUUUUUAUUUGGGUGUACCCCAAAGCUUGAGCCCCCCCGUGUCAGUCCUGUCAUACAGAACUCUCAGUACUCAGUGUUACAGUACAAUUCUAGAUUUUAUAUUAUCUAGACUGCACAUCACUACCACUAUAGCCAUUGACUGAUGUUUAAUGGAAGUAUAUUUGUCAGAGUGUUAAUGUUUGAAUUAUUCUCUCCCACAAAAUUUUUUAAAAAUAAAAACAGAAAAGCCACUAAGUUUAAAAACUUUAAUGGGCACUGUCAUUUGCAAACACUUUUUAUAUAAUAUAGAUAAUAACAUGUAUAUUUGUCAUAUACAUUGGUUAAAAAAAUGUGUAUAAUUUUUUUGGGUAAAAAGAUAAAGUACAGGAAAUGUGGGCAGGAGAAGCAGGGCUCUGUUCACUGAGGCACUGUGACACCCCCUGUCUCACACAGCAAGAUGAUUAUGACAGGCCAGGAGCCUGCACCCUCUGCUUGUCCUGCCCACACUUCCCGUAUUUUGUCCCACCCAAGAAACAAAGGCAAUAGCUGCAGUGAUAAGACAGCAUUUUUUUUAACACAACUAUACACAUUUUUUAACAAAUGAAUAUUAAAAUAUACAUUUUUUGUCAUAAGUAUUUAAAAAGUUUGUAUAUGUUUCCUGUAACAGUUUAUUUCUUGGUUCUUCACAACAUCAUGCUCACACCUGACUUAGGUUACUUUGUCCUGUUACAUUUGAUGGCACUUUUUAAAAAUGUUAGACUUUUAUUUUAAAUGUUUGUUUGUAGAAGGUUGAAUAAAAAUGAACAGGGCACUUACCAACUGUUGUAAGCAUUAUCCUUAAAGGGGUACUCCGGUGCUUACUCAUGCACGCGGCACCCCGUUUGUAAUCAG
Molecule: messenger RNA, 3885 nt
Organism: Hyla sarda
Lineage: Eukaryota; Metazoa; Chordata; Amphibia; Anura; Hylidae
Gene: DUSP4
Product: dual specificity phosphatase 4
Exons: 5
Coding region: 416-1762 (448 amino acids)
Biological process (GO): protein dephosphorylation; negative regulation of MAPK cascade; endoderm formation
Cellular component (GO): cytoplasm; nucleus
Molecular function (GO): MAP kinase tyrosine/serine/threonine phosphatase activity; protein tyrosine/threonine phosphatase activity
Source: RefSeq, a predicted model, not a curated record